Messenger RNA from Rhizophagus irregularis DAOM 181602=DAOM 197198, 836 nucleotides. RefSeq lists its product as uncharacterized. The record is from RefSeq and is a predicted model, not a curated record. NCBI's taxonomy places the organism in Eukaryota, Fungi, Glomeromycota, Glomeromycetes, Glomerales, Glomeraceae. Gene Ontology annotation, molecular function: RNA binding.
AACUUCAACUUUGACUCUUUACAUUCUUUAAAAAAUCUUCCAAGAUUACAAAAUGUCACACCCAGGACUCUUGUUAAUUUCAACUGUAAUCUCAAUUCCUGAACAUAUUGAAGUUGGAAAGUUAAUUGGUCGUGAAGGGCGUAACCUAAAACCUAUUAGUGCUAAGACCGGUACAUUUGUUAGUGUUAAUACAAAUACAAAUCCAGCACAGAUUGAAAUUAAGUAUAAUCCACAUUAUUCACCAUCUAACAAUCAAAUCAAUGAAGCAAAAGAUUUGUUAAAUAAUUUAAUCAAGAAUAUUGAAAAGGAAGAGAAAAGGAAUAUACGUCUUUUGGAAAAGAAGAAGGAAAAAAACGUUGGAUUUCUAGAUGAUUUUGAUAGUGGUACUGUUAGCAACAAUCGUGUGGUAUCAAGAUAUCAAAAAGAAAUUACUGUGAAGAAAGAGAAACAAAGAUCUAAGAAAAAAAUUUCGACUACUAUUAAAUCUUAUAUGGAAGGAGGACUGAAGGAAGGAUGGGAGAUGGAAAUGGAAAAUUGUUAAGACUAUUGACUUAUCUUAUAUAUUAGAGUAUAAGUACAGAAAUAAAUAUAUUUUAGAAGUUUUCACCUUUUUUUUUCAUUUGGAAUAUUAUUUAAGAGAAUUUGUAUUUACGCAUCCUGCACAAAAUGAACAAACGUAUCCCUCUAUGUUUGGCAAUUUGAGAUUAGGAUAUUAAUUGUACAAUGUGAUAAGCCCUUCUAUGUAUUUAUUUUGGAAUUUCUUUUUUUUUGUAAUUAUAUAAUACUGCAUUUGUGCAGGUGUGUAAAAAAAAUAAAACUCCAUUAUUUGAAUAUUA